UUUCCCAUCUUCUGUUUUCGUGUGCGACGUUUUAGAGAAAAAUGGAGAGGUCCUCGUCGCCUCCUCUGUUGUUGCUACUGCUGCUCUCUUCCCUCGCCGUCGUCUGCUCCGCUGUCGAGCCGCCUCAGAUCACCGUGAAGCCCGACAUUGCUCCCCAGUCCCUCCCGAUCAACUACAUCCAGGAAGUUGGAAGCUGUUCUUACGAGGUUACAGUAGCAACAAGCUGUUCAUCUCCUUCAUUUAUCACUGACGAAAUCGGUGUGUUGUUUGGAGAUUCUCAUGGAAAUCAGAUUGUGGAGAAGAAGUUGAGCAAUGGAGACAAGGUGUUUGAUAGUUGUAAUACAGAUAGGUUUGUUCUAAAUGAUCGACCCUGCAGUGUCCAAAUUAGUUACAUGUAUAUCUAUAAAGACGGAGCUGACGAUUGGCUUCCGAACUCUGUUGAAAUCUCUGGCUCUGGAAUCAAACCCCUUCUGUUCAUCUUAAAAUCCUCCAUCCCAAGAAACAAUUGGUUUGGCUUUGAUUUACGACAAUAUCCUUUUCCAUCGCCACCGUCCUACAACCCGUCCCCUCCUUUUCCAUCGUUGUCUCCUCCUCCUCCUCCUCCUCCUCCUCCUCCUCCUCACCAUCCUCUGCCACCGCCGCCGGAGCCAAUUCUUCCUCCUCCGCCUCCACCUAAGCCUGUUCUUCCCCCACCGCCUCCUCCACCAUCAUCCUCCAGCAAAAUCUCUGGUCUGAAAUUGGCUAAGGUAUCUGUGGUUUUGGGAUUGCUGUUUGCCCUUCUGUGAUUCUGCAGUAGCUGCUUGCUUUAUGUAGUAGUUUAGUAGGUAAAUUUUGUAGUGGUGGGUGGGUGAUGUUAAUGUUCAAGUUUCAUCCCCCAUUCCACCAUCUUGUCGUACCGUAAGCUUUCAAAGCUUUAGUUAAACUUUAUCUUUUCAGCUGUAUGGCUAUAAGCCUGGUGCAAUUCUACAGCCACUGCUUGUUCUAAGUGGGUGGUGGGCGAUACUAUACUUACGUUUCAUCCCCUUUUCCACCCAUGUUUUAAGGUCUAGACAAGCAAGCUUUACUGAACCUCUUUAUGUUAUCGUCUUUUCAGUUGUAUGAGAUAUAUGCCUUCUCUAUGAAAGUCGGCCCAGCCUUCUAUGUCGAAGGUUGUAUGGUGUUUUAUUUUUCAACAAUGUGGGAUGGAGUGGAUGUGUUGAAUUUU
This is a messenger RNA of Cucurbita maxima (winter squash), 1204 nucleotides long. Its product is annotated as embryo-specific protein ATS3B-like. Gene Ontology annotation, molecular function: protein binding. Bases 42 to 785 code for a protein of 247 amino acids. The record is from RefSeq and is a predicted model, not a curated record. NCBI's taxonomy places the organism in Eukaryota, Viridiplantae, Streptophyta, Magnoliopsida, Cucurbitales, Cucurbitaceae. The transcript is spliced from 3 exons.